GGUCUUGACAUGUUUUGAAUGUCGACUCAAUCCGUUUUCCAUCCACCAAGCAUCUACCGCGAUAUCCGAUGGUGCAGCCGAGGAGUAUAGAGGAACACCUGACGUGGCUGAGGCGCUUAACUGUUGGCUGACAGAUGCUGGUCUUCUGGACUGCGCCAAAGGCUGCAUCUAUAUAAAUUGAACACCUCGUCGCUCCCCAGUAUUCUCGUGCCAUGGCUCGCACUCGAGCACAGUUGGCCGCCCAGAAGGGGCGCACAUCGUCGGCGCCAAAAGAUCAAGGCACCGAAACUAAGUUAUCUAAGGGUUCCGCGACACCUGGCAAGCAUAAUACGAAACGACCCGUCGACGCACUUAAUUGCAACCUUAACUCCCCUCAGAAGAGGCCUCGGCAAUCUCCGAGAUUAUCUCUUGUAGAGAAUACAUCCAACAGACCCGCGACAAAUAACAGUGGUAUAUAUAAGCCGAUUGACUCUAUUAAUUUUUGGAGGUCCCUGUUAUCUAUUAUCUAUAAGCAAUUAAAUUCUGCUAUAUCUACGAUAUCUAAUCUAUACUAUAAGACCCUACUUAGAACUAAAGGCAGUUUUAUAGUUAAGUCUAACCUAGAUAUUACUAAUAUCACUCAGCUUAUUGUUCCCUUAGCUGAGAGUCUUACUAUAUUUAGCACUAAGUAUCUUAAUAUCUUAAUAGAGAGUAUUAAUAAGAGCUGGAAUAACUUAAUCCCGUUAACUGAGACUCAUUCCCAAUCUGAUUACUCUAUAGGCUUUAGAUAUAAGGCGAAGUGCAGCGCUGCAGCGCUGAAUGUAGCGGACCGCCAGAAUGCCUAUAGUAUAACCUUUACAGUACGGGCUGUCGCCGAGCUUUUUUAUACUGUAAAAUAUAAGAAUAAAAUCUACAAUUACUAUCCAGUAGUAGAUAGCAAGAGCACUAAGUAUUACUGCUAUCCGAUCUAUAUAUAUAACUUUACAGCACUAGACGGCAAGGAGAAGUAA
This is a messenger RNA of Ilyonectria robusta, 989 nucleotides long. RefSeq lists its product as uncharacterized. The transcript is spliced from 7 exons. Lineage: Eukaryota; Fungi; Ascomycota; Sordariomycetes; Hypocreales; Nectriaceae. The coding region runs from base 213 to 989 and encodes 258 amino acids. The record is from RefSeq and is a predicted model, not a curated record.